Molecule: messenger RNA, 1653 nt
Organism: Pochonia chlamydosporia 170
Lineage: Eukaryota; Fungi; Ascomycota; Sordariomycetes; Hypocreales; Clavicipitaceae
Product: eukaryotic translation initiation factor subunit eIF2B-gamma
Exons: 3
Coding region: 1-1653 (550 amino acids)
Biological process (GO): cytoplasmic translational initiation
Cellular component (GO): eukaryotic translation initiation factor 2B complex; guanyl-nucleotide exchange factor complex
Molecular function (GO): translation initiation factor activity; guanyl-nucleotide exchange factor activity
Source: RefSeq, a predicted model, not a curated record
AUGUCGAUGCCAUCACCUGGGCUGCAAGCUCUCAUCCUUUGCGGCCCAGGAUCAUCAUUCCCUACCUUCACAUCAAAUCCAGAUGAGAAUCCCAAGGCUCUCCUACCAGUUGCCAAUCGUCCAAUGGUAUGGUAUCCCAUUGACUUUUGUCACCGAAUGGGCAUCACAAAUAUCACCCUGAUAUGCCCACCGUCGGCAUCCAAAGCCAUGAACUCGGCAUUCAGCAUAAAUCCCUAUCUCACUGCCCUUCCUCUUCCUCGCCCGGACAUUCUCGCCCCCACAGACCUGGAUUACAACACUGGAACCGCAGAAAUUCUUCGCCUCCCCGAGGUUCGCAACCUCGUAAAGUCAGACUUCGUCGUCCUACCGUGCGAUCUCGUCUGCGAGCUGGCCGGAGACAAGCUUCUCCAAGCCUGGAUGGUCAAGUCUGCAAGCCUCACUGAUUUACUAGGGGAUGGACGCUGCACCAAGGGUCACCAGAGCCAUCACAGCGGGGGCCUAGGAGUUUGGUACGACACCAAAUCGGGAGCGGUGGUGAAAGGUGAGGAAACCGACUUCAUUGCCACAUCACCGCUUCCUUCUUCGCAGUCAAGCUCGCAAAAGGGACCUAUCUUCUCCAAUCUCUCAAAACUGGUUUACUCGAUGCCUACGGACUCACUCAACGACAUCAUGGAGGAGAAGAAGUCAUUGCCUAUUCGGCAUGGACUGCUGAGAGCGCACCCUCGAGUCCGCAUGUUUACGACACAUCGGGAUGCACACAUUUACGUCUUCCCACGUUGGAUUCUGGACUUUAUCAAGGAGAACGAGCGCUUGGAAACUCUGGGCGAGGAUGUAGUCGGCUGGUGGGCUAAGGCUGGAUGGCAAUCUGGGCUUGCAGACAAGCUACAAAUCACCUCACUUUGCCAGAGUAGCAACGCCGCCGAUGAUGACUCGACUUCAGAGAGCGCUGCCGUUCCACCAACCAGCUCCGAAACAACAGGAAUGCAAUCAUCAUCAGGGCAAAGGGAAACGCAACCGACCAACCGGGACAGCUCCAAGAGCGCGCAGGCAAACAAGGACGUGCCCGCGGUCCUCGCGUACAUUCACCCAACCGAAGGACAAGAAAAGCCAGCUACCAUCCGCCGUGUCGACACCGCACCGCUCCUUCUCGCCGUAUCCUUGCAACUAGCCAAGCUCGAGUCCAUUGAUGAGAUUGGCCCCGAGGCAGCAUCGCCAUUUGCGCAUCCCCGAAAAGUAGCAUACCCGGAAGGUGUGAAGCCCCGAACCACCAUCACCAAACAGGACAGCCUCAUCGCCGAAAACGUCACAGUAGAAGAAAAGACAGCAAUCAAAGAAUCCGUCGUAGGAGCAAACUGCCAGAUCAAGGAGGGAGCCAAACUGUCUCAGUGUUUGUUGAUGGACGGCGUUGUCAUCGGCAAAGGGUGCAAGCUGACAAAGUGCAUCUUGGGAAAGAGAUGUGUCAUUGGAGACUAUUCUGUACUUACUGACUGUGAAGUACAGGAGAACUUGAUGGUAGAGGCACGAACCGAGGACAAGGACAACAAACUCAUGAGCUCAGAAGGUCUGGAGGCGACGGAAGCUGAGAUGGACGAAGUUCUACAGGAUGUAGAUCGUGAAGUUGCAGCCGUUACAGACGAAGCCGUAGAGGACUAG